GAGUCUCCUUGUUGGGUGAAAGUCUUUAAAAUUGCUGAGGUGGGAGAUAGAGAAAGCAAUUAAGCGAAUAGAAAGUUUUUUGGGUUGUGUUUUUUUUUCCCCCCCGGUUGUCCGGUGCCUCUUAGCUUACUGUGGGCUGUGACUGGAAUACAAGAGGCGCUUUAUGCAAUUAUAUAGCCAUCCCACUCUUACAGAAACACUCUCUCAGCUGAAGUAAGUCUCCAGUGGUUGCAGCUGGUAUACUAGGACACAGAUCUACUCCCACACUUCCAGAAAAAAUGAUGAAAAAUGAGGUGUUUGUGUCCUUUGCUUUCUAUAGCACAAUCUUGAUUUUAAAAAUGUAUGUCAUUGCCAUCAUUACAGGACAAGUGAGGCUCAGAAAGAAGGCUUUUGCCAACCCAGAGGAUGCCCUGAGGAAUGGAGGGUUGCAGUACUACCGAGACGAUCCGGAUGUGGAGCGGUGCCGCAGGGCUCAUCGCAAUGACAUGGAGAACAUCUUCCCCUUCCUCUUCCUUGGGGCCAUUUACUCCAUGCUGGACCCCAAUCCUACUGUGGCCAGGAUCCACUUCCUGAUCUUCCUUGUGGGGCGGAUUAUUCAUACUGUGGCCUACCUCCUGAAGCUGAAAGCCCCCACACGCUCAGUGGCAUAUAGUGUGGCCCAGAUGCCCUGCUUCUCCAUGGCACUGCAGAUCCUCUUUGCAAUUGUAACGCGCUGGUAACAUCAAACGUAAUCGGAUGACACUCUAACGUGGCUUAGAAAGAUAUGACUGGGGCUUUCUCAAGGCAUGGACUAAUUUGUCCUUCCUCCUGCUGUCACUUCACUGUGGAGUGGUCUCCCAGAUGAACAGAUCACACCAGUUAUUUGCAGCCUCACUGUGCUUGCAUGUGUAUGGAUCAGGCUGCAGAAGUUGGACUACACAAAGGUGGGCGCUCUGCAUCCAGUCAAAUAAUGCAAAGCUGAGAUGAAACUGAUAUCAUUCUGGGUCAUGUUUUUUUUUUUUUUCCUGGGGGUCUUUUUUAUGGCUUCUCAUUGAUGAUAUGGGAGUAAACACUGGAGAUGGGACAAGUUCUGUUUCUUCACCUGGAGAAGAGCAUC
This is a messenger RNA of Gavialis gangeticus (Gharial), 1096 nucleotides long. RefSeq names its product prostaglandin E synthase (gene PTGES). The transcript is spliced from 3 exons. Bases 279 to 719 code for a protein of 146 amino acids. Gene Ontology annotation, cellular component: membrane. The record is from RefSeq and is a predicted model, not a curated record. Gene Ontology annotation, biological process: prostaglandin biosynthetic process. Lineage: Eukaryota; Metazoa; Chordata; Crocodylia; Gavialidae. Gene Ontology annotation, molecular function: prostaglandin-E synthase activity.